Messenger RNA from Solea senegalensis (Senegalese sole), 4563 nucleotides. RefSeq names its product membrane-associated ring finger (C3HC4) 7 (gene marchf7). The transcript is spliced from 11 exons. Gene Ontology annotation, molecular function: zinc ion binding. The record is from RefSeq and is a predicted model, not a curated record. Bases 1577 to 4018 code for a protein of 813 amino acids. NCBI's taxonomy places the organism in Eukaryota, Metazoa, Chordata, Actinopteri, Pleuronectiformes, Soleidae.
AGGACAUGUGCUGCCCGUCACUGUUGUGUAUUCACUUCUGUCAAUGUGUCGUUUGUUAAUGUCGCUGUCUCAAACAAAAACAGGACACAAUUAGCGCACGUUUUGCGGCACUUCUGAGCGUCAGCGUACAGAGAGGGUGAGCUAAGCAGAUAGCUAGGCAGCUAACGGCUAACACCGAGGUGUCAGUUGUGGCCAGUCGCUGGAAAAGAACACAACAGCUGAGGUGUUUCAUUACCACACGAGUCACACACGCACGUAACGUUAAUAUUGUUUCAACUGCCGGCGGAAAAAAAGACAGUUGUCAUAGUAACAGUCAAUCAAGUAAAAGACGAUUUGAUCAGAUUGAGUGAAACAGGUUUAGAGAUGAGAGCAUUUGUGUAGACUUGUCACAGACUAGCAUAACACAACACAAACUGUAUGUAUUUAUUUCAAACACGUGCAACAUUUACAAUGACAACACAUUAACGUUUACAUCUCGUCACAUGUUUGAAAUGGAUUAGGCAGAAGUAUAAACUUGUACCUAUCCCAUUCCUAUUUCACACAACUCAAUUUAUGUACUACUUUAUCCCAUCACCAGAUAUUUACAUAAUUACAGUGUGUUAUACAAUGUUCUUAAUGUUCUCAGUUCAGCACAAGAAUAUGUCUGGCUUUAAACUGAUUUAUGUUUUCACUCUGCUUUAAUUUAUCUGUUUGUUCCAUAAUUUAACCCCCAGGAUUGAGGCACACACACUUUUUAAUGUUGUCCUGGCACACUGCAUUUUUAAAUUUAGCUUCCCUCUUAAAUUAUAUCCCCCUUGUCUCUCUGAGAACAGUGUCUGUAUUUUAUGUGGAUGUAAAUCAUUUCAGAGAUUGUAUUUUUAAGAAGAGUUAAUCCAGGAGAAACUGUUGAAGCUUUUAGUCAUCACUAUACGCUUGUCCUGACAUUACUGUACAUAAUAAACCGUGUCAUUUACUACUUACGUACUUCCUAUUGUUAAAAUAUGUCACAAAGGUAUUUGAUAAAUUAUCCACUAAUUAGAAUAAUUGUUAGUUUAAUAAUUACAUGGUCAGAUAAAUGAGUAUGUAGAACACUAAAGGAAUAGUCAAUAAAAUCAAGUGACUUAUUAACUGUAAAUUAAACUUGUUUAUCUCUCUCUCUCGACAUGUGAUUUACACUUAACAGAGGAAGAUCCCUGACACCUGUAAAUGGUUGGCAACCUAUGCAUGCAUAAAACAAGGAAAAGAAAUAACAGUGUUAAAGUUUAUUGAGCUUCCAACUCUGCCAAGGUUUUUUAACUAGCAUUUCUAUCAAUCUUUUACAAUAGUAUGUAGUAGAGAAAAUGGAAAUUCAAUGCUGUACAUUAAGAUUUAAAAAAUCAAAAGGGUGGCGUCAGAUGGUUGUCAUAUUAGCAGUCAUGUAGAAGAUUAUUUGAUAAUAUUUGUUGCAUCAGGAGCAGAUAAACUGACUAAAAUUGUUUUCAAAAUGACAAUGUUCAGGAUGUAUAUUUUGAGUGUUAUUAUUUGAAAAAUAACAGCAUUGCAUAUUUAAUUGUGUUUUUUUAAACUGUGCCGUAUCUUAAUAUGUUUUCACAAUGACAUGUGGAAAAUGGAGAAUCUGUGGCUCAGCGCUCUAAGCCAAGUUUCCACAAUAUUCCCCUUAAGUGUCAAAUCAGAGGCUGCAAACUGUUCAAGGCGAUCCAUGAUGGACUCCAGCUCUCGCCGGCUUCCUUUUUGUCUGUCCAGCUCGCGCUCGUCCUACACAUCCACUCCCUCCUCAUCGCUGGGCUCCAGUAGGUUGUACAGUCGGGAGACGGUGCUGAGUAAUGACCGCUUGCCCAGGGUUUCAUCAUCUUACAAAACAGACCUGGACCAGCAGAAUUCUCGUCUCCUGAGUUCCACCAGAGAUUACAGCAGCUCCAGCAGUCGCUCCGCGAGCUGGAAGUUACCCACGUCUCUGGCGUCCUCCAGCAGAUCUUAUGAUCGCUCCUGGAAUGAUUCCGCUCUUAGCAGCAGGAGUAAACUGAGUGAAUCUGAUGGGAGGUUGGGAUUGAGCUCCAGUCUGUUGAACACCAGUGAUGAUGGUGAUUCAAAAAGGGCCAAACUGUUGUACAGCAACAGAGGACUGUACUCAAAAACGUCCAGCACCUCGGCUGCAGGUUCCACUUACUCCAGUCAUGGGCUGAGCAGUGGUAGAGGUUUAGUCGAUAAACAAAAUGACACAUUUGAUUCAUCAUGGAGCUCAAGUUGUUUACUCUCCCGGUCAUCAUCUUCCUCCUCCUCUUCAAAGCCACUGUCGUCCAGGAGAGAGCAGGAGACAAAGUAUGAGCCCAGGCUGUUAAGUCUGGGAGAAAGAAGAAUUGGGACUGCUGGAGUGGCUUCGUCACUGUAUCAGACAGACCGGGUGACUUCCACAUAUGCACAGGGAGCUCGGCCUAAAGAGACUUCCUACUCUUCCUCUUCUUUCUCCCCCACUGUGAGAGAGAGGUCCUUCAAUCACCACCUCUCAUCCUCCACCUCCUCCGCCCAUCGCUCUACUCUCGCACGUGACUUGAGCAGCAGAGCCACAGCCCGUCUGAACACCUCCUCCACCCUGCACUCAUCUCAGGAACAAACAAGAAUCCCUGUAUCCUCCUCAGGUGGACCUUCCUCGUACUCCUCCCACCCUUCAUGGUACACAACCUCCCAGGCCAGACCAGAGGCCACGCUCCCUCCAAGGCCGGCCCCUGAAGGUGCAGAGUCCGAGGGCCGUCGCUCCACGCGGCGCCUACUGUCGCGUUUGUUUUCUCGGCGCUCCAGCCAAGACUCUUCAAGUGGAUCGUCCAGUGUUCGCUCUGUCGACGAUGACUGUCCGUCUACCGGAGGAGAGUCUUUGGAUGGAGAUGAGGGUGGGAGGAGGACCAGUGUGGACUCGAAUGCUGGAGGGUCAGAGACGACCUUGAGUAGCCUCAGGAACCGUAGAGCCGACCUCACGACCAUUCAGGAAAACAACACCGAUGAGUAUCGCAGAGCGUCCAGACUGCCAUCAUGGAGAGAGCCCGGUGUUGGCAGGAGUACCAGCAGCAGCAGUGGCUCCUCCUGGCUUUCCUCCUCACUCCGUGGACGCUGCCCUCCGCUACUCUCUCGCCUCAGAAGACACACACGGGAUCAGAGCGCACGCUCAGCCUCGGGUGUGGAAGAAGAUGCCAGCUGUCCACAGCAUCUCCCGAGGAGGUGGGACAACGUGGAGCACAAAGCGCCGCAGGAAGACGAGGAGGAAGACGACGACGAAGACGAGGAGGAUGAAGAGGAGGAGGAAGGAGCAGUUGGCGUAGACGCCUUUGGAGCACGUCAACCCUGGAGACCCGAGGACGAAACAUUGCCGGAACUUGAAGAUGGCUCCCUCUUUCCAUCACGCCGCAGAAACUCACUCUUCACCUCAGCUUCCAUGAGUCCACUGAGCGGUGUUGAGAACCUGCUGGACAGCCAGAAGGAGAAGCCCGUUUCCAGUAGGGAUCAAGAGAAGCUGCGCAAGAUCAAGGAGAGGCUGCUUCUGGAGGAUUCUGACGAGGAAGAAGGCGACCUGUGCCGUAUCUGCCAGAUGAGGGAAGAAGCGGCUUCUAACCCCUUGAUUCAGCCCUGCCGCUGCACAGGAAGUUUGCAGUACGUCCACCAGGAGUGCAUCAAGCGGUGGCUUUGCUCCAAAAUUGGCUCUGGUUCAAACAUGGAGGCCAUCACAACAUGUGAACUCUGCAAGGAGAAGCUGCGCUUGAACAUAGACAACUUUGACAUUCAGGAGCUCCACAGGACACACGUGCAGUCAGAAUAUGAUGAGUUCAUCAGCAGUGGUCUGUAUCUGGUGGUGCUGCUGCACUUCUGUGAGGAGAGGUUCUCUGAUGUCCUGGGAGCAGUCGAUACAGCCGGGGUAUUCAACCUGGUGAGAGUCCUUCAAGAACACAUGGACAAUCUUCUAAGUGCCAGCGAGGAAAGUGACGGCGAGGUGCGAGACAGCCGACCGUCCAUCGAGUUUUCCGACCUGGACGACGAUCUGGAGGAUUAUUAACGAUGUGGAUAACGGGGGGGAAUGAAAAACUGGGGUCAGUUUAGCUGAAGUCGCAGAGCUACUCCCUGCCGUGUGUAGUAGCUCACCCAGUUUUCACAUAAUGCGCUUUUGUGUUGAUCUGAAAAUGCAAGUGCACAGAGCGCACGUAUCGCUUUCAUUGCAGGUGGCUUUUGCAAAAAAAUAUGCAAACCUGAAAUGAACCAAGUGUGUGUAAAAGAUCCUGUGUGACACUGCUGUAUUUGUGUCUACGAGACUGCACUUUAUUCAAAUGUUAAUAUGAUAAAAAUGCAAGUCUUUUUUAAACCGUUAUACCACAAGUGCUCUAAAGUUUAAAUAAGAGAGGCGGGAAAAAAGUUGUAGAGUGGUACGUAAGGUGUUCAUGCUUAGAUGGUGAUUAUUUACCUUUUGUUUUUUCUGACUGAGAAAAACGAAAAAUGUAAUCAGGCAAAACUUCUUUAUCUUUGUGUCAGUGUCUGAAAUUAUUUAUGUUCAAAUCUGGUGUUAAGGUUUUAAUUUUGGAAAUAAACUUUGAUUGCAGACUGCCA